AGAGGAUCAAUUUAUUUUGAGAUUUCAUCUCUGAAAUAUAAACUUCAAAGUUUAUCAAAAUGUUAUAUCUUCGAAGACUUUUGGCAAUCGCAUUAAUCGUUUUGUCAAUUUCAACGUUGUCAAAAUGUAGUGAAGUAGGUCCUUCCGGUGCGGGCUCAUCAGCUCAUGCCGAAGAUGUGGAUAAUUUGACAGAGCAAUUCAACAGAAUGAGAAACCGAAGGGAACAGCAGGAAAGAGAUGCAAUAGUUCGUGGAACAAAUGAACUAGUCUUAGAGAUGAUGCGCAAUUCGGACGGAGAAGAUAGAGCAGAACUCAUUCGAGCUGUGAAGAAAGAUUGGAAACAUAUUACACCCCGCUCAUUUAGAGAUCAAAUCCAGGCUGCGGUGGGCUUAGAUAGUAAAGGAAAUGUGAAGAAGAAGAAGAAGUAAUCUGAUGAAGCAGACCAAGUAUACUCCCCGUAUAAAUCCAAUAAUCCAAUAAUACAACCUGAUGUAUUUGGAAAUUAUCAAUUUGUCAUUUUAAUUUGAAAAAUGUUACAAUUCUGCAAAAUGAAAUAAAUAACUAUCUUACAUGCGUAAGAUGAAAUACUAACAAGAUGAAAA
Contarinia nasturtii (swede midge) is the source of this 602-nucleotide messenger RNA. RefSeq lists its product as uncharacterized. The coding region runs from base 60 to 428 and encodes 122 amino acids. NCBI's taxonomy places the organism in Eukaryota, Metazoa, Arthropoda, Insecta, Diptera, Cecidomyiidae. The record is from RefSeq and is a predicted model, not a curated record. The transcript is spliced from 6 exons.